CAUACCAGAGGAUGCCUCUGAUGAGACGCUCCAGUUUCAUGCUCGUGCAUACAUAUUGCACAUGAUAGGGUGCGUACUAUUUCCUGAUGCGAGCAAGACUCUGGUACAUGCACGAUGGCUGCUACUGCUGGAGGAUUUUGGUGUAUGCGGCGCACUAUCGUGGGGCAGUGCGGUGUUGGCAUAUUUGUAUCGAGAAUUGAGUAGAGUAUCUCUGAUGCAGAAUAAAGAAUUCAAGGGAUGCUGUACGUUGAUACAGAUUUGGUCAUGGGAGCGCAUUCAUAUUGGACGACCCACUUUACUUAUGCACCGUGACUUAGAGGGGCAGUAUCCGUUGGCAUACAGGUAUAACGUGCGAUACGCUCAGUACAAAUCAGCGACGCGUCACCGUCAGUUUUACCGAAAUGAGCUUGAUGGCCUCCAGCAUGAACAGUUCAAGUGGAGACCCUAUACACCGCCGGAGCUCGAUAUACAUUCUCUUGCACCUAUCUGCCGAGAUAGUCCCGACUUGUGGAGAGCCAGAGUUCCAUUGAUCUGUUGGGAGAUCGUAGAGAUGCAUGUACCGGACCGUGUGCUACGGCAGUUUACACUCUCUCAGCAUAUUCCAGAUCCUGUCGAGCAGAUCAAUCGUCGGCGGCGCCCUACAUCGCACCGGACUGACUGGGCCGUAGUCCGUGCGGCCUACAUAGACAGGUCCGUGUUUUAGAUAGCAUUGAUGCUGAUAUUGAUGCGCACGUGACUGAGAUUCAGGAUCAGGUGGCGUUAGGUCUCCUCAGCAGGAUCAAGAAGAGCAUAGCGCAGGUGUUCCAUAAGACUCACGUCGACGAGUUCGCAGGCCGUGAGGACAGGUCUCGCUCAUUUGGACGGGCGUACGCUCGACGUCGACGGCCGCGUGAUGAUGACGCCGGCACUUCGCAUGCCGAUGGAGCCGGCACUUC
Asparagus officinalis (garden asparagus) is the source of this 935-nucleotide messenger RNA. Its product is annotated as serine/threonine-protein phosphatase 7 long form homolog. Gene Ontology annotation, biological process: meristem development; meristem maintenance. The transcript is spliced from 4 exons. The record is from RefSeq and is a predicted model, not a curated record. Lineage: Eukaryota; Viridiplantae; Streptophyta; Magnoliopsida; Asparagales; Asparagaceae. Bases 62 to 703 code for a protein of 213 amino acids.